Molecule: messenger RNA, 2980 nt
Organism: Westerdykella ornata
Lineage: Eukaryota; Fungi; Ascomycota; Dothideomycetes; Pleosporales; Sporormiaceae
Exons: 7
Coding region: 81-2621 (846 amino acids)
Biological process (GO): DNA-templated transcription; regulation of DNA-templated transcription
Cellular component (GO): nucleus
Molecular function (GO): DNA binding; zinc ion binding; DNA-binding transcription factor activity, RNA polymerase II-specific
Source: RefSeq, a predicted model, not a curated record
UCACGGCCAGAUAUGUGUCUUGACCGUCCAUUUGCGCCCUCUGAACGCCAAUCGAGGACUGCUCUCUCCCGGGAACCAUCAUGUCGAGACCGCAGAUUGGCAUCGACCGUCUCCCGACCCGCCGAGUCACCAGCGAGCCUCGCGAGGCCAUGAACUGCAAGAGCUGUCGGAAGCGAAAGAUCAAAUGCAACCGCACCCGUCCCACCUGCGAAGCCUGCCAGGUCUUCGCCUGUCCGUGUAUCUACGAUGCCGUCCCCAAGAAACGAGGGCCCAAAACCGACGUCCUUGAAGCCCUCCUGAAGCGAGUCGACGGCCUGGAGAAACGGCUACAUUCCGAAGGCAAGAGCGAUGUUGUUACCGACUUCGACUCCUCCACCAGCCAGGACAACAACGGAGACGCCAACAGAACGAAGCCGCCUGCGCCGUUGCCUCCCUCCAGCCGACCUUUGCUCGACAUUGCGCCGAAUCCAGCGACUUCUGCGAGCCAGCUGAGGUCUCCCAUAGAGCCAAGCAUCCACACACCAAGCAUCGUACCCGACCUACUGCUGGACACCUACUUUGCCAGGAUCCACGGCAAGCCCUACCACAUUCUGGACGAGACCAUAACAAGACAGCGCAUGCAGACCAAUCAGCUCCCGUCCUACUUAGCCUACGCCAUCUACGCAGUCAGUGCCCGCUAUGCACCGCAUUUUGGCGGUUACAAUGCCGCCGUAAGAGUCGGCCAAGAAUACGCACGGCGCUCCCGUAUGGAGCUGGAUAUUGAUGAGCCCUCUAUCGAAACCCUGCAGACCCUGAUGCUGCUCGCCCAAGCGAACUUCCAGAUUGGCAAGGGGAAGAAGACGUUCAUGCUCCUCACUUCUGCCAUCAGCAUGGCCUUUGCGCUGGAUCUCCAUCGUGAGCUGCCCCUCUCCAUGGACGUCACGCCUCUGGAGCGAGAGGGCCGGAGACGGCUCUUUUGGAGCUGCUACCUCAUGGACCGGUUUGCGGCCACAGGGUCCAAGAGACCCUCGCUGAUCGCGGAUGAAUCCAUUGUACUUCGCUUGCCGUCCUGGCAGCUUCACCCAGGCGCCAUGUCGCUUGAGGGCGACUUCUUCCCCAACGGCUCCAAUCUACAGUACAUGGCAGGUUCGGGCAAGGGCACCCAGGGGAGCAUGGGCAUGCUCAUCGGUAUAGCAAAGAUCCUGGGCAUAACGAACCGGUACCUCGCAGCCGGGGGUGUGAAGGGCGACUCUCACUUCCCUUGGCACUCGCUGUCCAACCUUUCCAAGAUUCGACAGGGACUGGACGUCUGGGCCUCGGAAACCCAGGACACCUUCACGUCGAUUGAGACGCUGUUUGGCCAGCCGGACAGCACCAUAUUGGUCCUGAGCAAGCUGAUCUAUCACCUCGUACACUGCCUCAUCUAUCGGCCGUUUUUGCCGAUAGACCUGGCCGAGCUCUCGGGCACGUCGCAGCACCAAUCCUGGCAGAUCGAGGCCACAAACCUCUGUUUCCUCCACGCCAAUGCGAUUGCGGAACUGGUCGAGAUUGGCAGGGCUUCCUCCAUCCUCGACUGGCCUGCCUUUGUGGGAUAUUGCGUGUGCACCGCCGGCACCAUACACGUCCAUGGCGCCCACUACCCGGGACGCGAAGGCGAAGUCUUCUCGGUCAGCGCCGAAUUUCUGUCCCGGGAAAUGCACCAGCUUUCCGAGUUGAGGUUCAUCUGGGCCGAGGUGCAACAUCAGCGCGACACGCUGCAGGCCAUCUACGCCUGCCACACGGAGCUGGUCAAGUCGCUGGCGAGCAAUCCGAUGCGCUUCUCGCCCGUGUUUCAGCUGGAGGACUUCUUCGAUCGAUACCCGGGACAUGUGUUUGAUGGGGCCCACGUUACGUUUACGGAUGUGCAGGUCGAGGCGGUGCAUGAGAGCAUCUCGACCUACAACAUCGAACAACGCAACAACAUGUACAUGAGCUCGAGCAUGAUCAACCUCAGCUAUCCCAUCCAUGCCAUCCCCACCAGCUCCUACGGCAACGGGCAGCCGGCCAAGAAGCGGCGCUCCACCACAUCCAGCUCGACGAAAUCGCGCAUCCAAGCGGCGACGCUACCCACCCCGACAUCAGCCACCCAUCCACCUGUUCAGGACCCAUCGACGAAUGGCCCGGCAAUAUCGUCGUCUUCGUCACAAGAUGUUUCGACAUGCAUCGACAUGCCGGCUCCAACAUCCAGUCUCUCGAUCCCCUUUUCACCCAACUUCUCCUUCUCGCCCCUCCCCAACCUCCCCUCUCCCAUCCCUUCUUCCUCACCCCUUCACACAAACCUUCAUCGGCAGGAUCACGCAGCAUUUGAUCUGCACCUCGCAAACCUUCCGACCCCUUAUGACCAACAACAACAUCAACAACAACAACAACAACCACCACCACCACCACCACCACCACCACAACCGCAACAACACUCGACGCCCGGCGCCAGCUCCGCGCACACGGACCCGGCAGAUAAAGACCCGUUCCUCAGUUUGCUGGAGCAGCUGGCCGAGAACGAGAUGGACCUGGGGGCUGGGGGUGGAGGCAUGGAAGGGAUGGGGAGCGGGAGUCUGGAGAGCGCGAGUGAGUUGGAUUUGUUUUUUAGGGGCCAGGGAGGGUAGGGUGAAGCUGAGCCGAAGAACUGCGCAGCACCACUGCGCUUGGCGACCCGAACCGCCAACCGCCCCAAUACUAUUGAACUCUCAAAGGAUCAACUACAACGGCAUCGUAAUAUAGUCACAUGAUACAUACAUCUAUAUCCAGGCCGUUUCUAGCUAGAUAGCCACGGGAGAAAAACACCAAGCAUGAAACACGAGGUAUUCGUCUUGCUAAAACUCCGCCGGCGGGUAUCACAUCUAUGUCAUCGUGACCAGUUCCUCGGCGGAAACGGGGUGGAUGGCCUGGAAAAUCGAAGAGUUAGCCAGGUAUAGAUGAAACGGAAGUGAUUGGACGUGGUAGGUGAUCGACGUGCAUGCGUAAU